AUGUCCAACAACUACUACGCCAGUGCUAGCGGCAUUGCCCUCAUCGGCGACGGAACCGCCAACCUGGUUGUCACCUAUAAACCGGAUGGAGCCGUCAUCAGCUCCCCCCAAGCGUCAACCGCGUCCCCUCUUGCGGCCACCGUCUUUGUCCCCCUCCCAAACCCACCUAACACUAAUGCAACUUUGAAGAGUGUAUCCCUCGAGAUUGACACCACCGGAAGCGCCGAAAUCACCGAAGUCUAUGUUUACUUCGGCAAGACGUUGAUCCUCGACUCCGCUGGCCGUUUUGACAAAGACCACAUUAUUGAUGCCACCAAAAGCGCUCAGAAGCCAGACGACAAGCCCUACGGCAUCACCGUCGCCCUUGAUGUCAAUAUUCCGAAUGCGCAGGCCACAAUCUCGAUUCACUCUGUCUCCUUGGAUUUCCAAGGCUAA
This is a messenger RNA of Uncinocarpus reesii 1704, 435 nucleotides long. RefSeq lists its product as uncharacterized. Bases 1 to 435 code for a protein of 144 amino acids. The record is from RefSeq and is a predicted model, not a curated record. The transcript has a single exon. NCBI's taxonomy places the organism in Eukaryota, Fungi, Ascomycota, Eurotiomycetes, Onygenales, Onygenaceae.